AUGGCGUCGACACGAUCAUUGUUGAGGCCCUACAGCGGCCUCGCGAGGCUUGGCGCGCACAUUGUGCAAGCGCCCGCCAUCUGCAUAUCCCAUAGACAGCUUUCCACUGCCCCCAACUCGCAGGCCGAAGCGACAGGCGCAGCAGCGCCUCUUCGUCUCAAACCUUUGACGCUGGAGCAGCGGGAUUUCCUUUCCUCUGCGCUGCGUGUCAACCAAGCCGGCGAAUUGGCUGCGACCCGGAUUUAUACUGCCCAGACCCCUCCGAUCGUCAACCGACACCCGCACCUGCGACCGCUGAUGGCACAUAUGUACGAACAAGAGGAGGGCCACCUCAAGACAUUCAAUUCGCUCAUUCACAAGCACCGAGUGCGCCCGACUGCGCUUUACCCCCUGUGGCAGCUCAUGUCGACCGGUUUGGGUUGGAGCACGGCAGUCAUGGGCCGGGAGGCGGCAAUGGCGUGCACAGAAGCCGUCGAGACGGAGAUUGGUGACCACUACAACAGCCAAAUCCGGACCCUGCUUGAGAUGGUCAGUGAGUGGGAGGCCGAGGGCUACGACGUCGGACCCGAAUUCACCGAACUCAUUAAGACGCUGCGGCGCAUUCGCGACGAAGAGCUGGAACACCUCGACCACGCCGUCGAGCAUGACGCCAAAAAGGCAGAGCCUCACUGGCUGCUGACCGGUGUCAUCCGGGCAGGCUGCAAAGGUGCCAUUUGGGUGAGCGAAAAGAUAUAA
Colletotrichum higginsianum IMI 349063 is the source of this 735-nucleotide messenger RNA. RefSeq names its product Ubiquinone biosynthesis protein COQ7. The transcript has 2 exons. Bases 1 to 735 code for a protein of 244 amino acids. Gene Ontology annotation, biological process: ubiquinone biosynthetic process. Gene Ontology annotation, molecular function: 3-demethoxyubiquinol 3-hydroxylase activity. Lineage: Eukaryota; Fungi; Ascomycota; Sordariomycetes; Glomerellales; Glomerellaceae. Gene Ontology annotation, cellular component: mitochondrial inner membrane. The record is from RefSeq and is a predicted model, not a curated record.